AUAAGUUUCAAGCUUUGUCUGUGGGUUAUCUAACACACUCUAUUUCAAGCUUCUUCCUUUUUGGGUCGCAUAAAGAUCUCUAAUUUCAUCCUAAUUUACUGCAGUGAAUCUUUCUUUGCAUCCUCCAUGGAUGCAAUUGAGCUUCUAAAUGAUUUCCCCUAUUUCAAGGGAGAAGAAUUGGAGAGAUGGGUCUCCUCUGGCAAACAUUGCAGCAUGGUUGAGCUCUUUGUGCGUGCCAUAAAGCUUCUAAAAGAUUUCCCCUAUGCUACAGUACAAGAUGUGGAGAUGAUUUUCCUCUCGCCCCACGGCAACAUAAUCUACACUUUCUUCGGAAUGGGAAUCGAUAUGCAUUGUAUCAGUGCUCCACGAGAAGCCGAAAAACUUGAAGGCAAAGAUUCCAUAUCCUAUAAAAGAUGUAACGUUGCUGGUGAUUAUGUUAAAGCUGGGCCUUUACUUCAUUUGCAUUCACUACAUGUACAACCAAAAGAUGCUAUAAAAGACACACCACUCUCCAUAUAUGGUACGGUCCGGGUGAAGUAUGACCAUAUCCAGAGUGGAAAACCAAUGCAGCUUGAUGUUUACAGCCGAAGUGCUGAUGAUGCCGACUCCAUUAGCCCCAACGGUGGUAAUUUCACUCUUGGUUUGUGUGGUACUUCCUUAAGUCGUCGUUAUGAUAUGUGGGUGGGAUUGCAAGGAACAACCAUAGAGGUGGAUCUCCAUCUCAAAAUUGGGGAUGAGGUUGUUCCGUUGGCUCAAGAUGAAAUUUUGGUGGGGGAGACAACUGAAGGUGAUCUUGAAGAAGUAAGAUCAAAAGAAUUUCAUGGCUUACUUUGCUCAGCUACCUUGGUUUAUAUUGCUAUGCCAUUUGCUGUUCUUUGCCUAGUGGAUAUCAGUCUCUCUAGCAAAGACAAGGGCCGAGUUGUUAAUGUUGCUGGAAAAAUUGCUGCCAGAUAUAAGAGCACUUAUGGCAAUUAUGAUUCACAAGAAUUUGUUCUUUUUGAGAAGCAGAAUGAUUUUGAACCGCUAAACAUGGAGAAUGACACGACGACGUGGAGCACAUGGAUGGGGUUGCCAGCAUAUUCGACUCUUGAACUUGAUGUGGACUUGACUGACUUCAACACAAGGCGAAAGCUUAUUAAAAAGACAGUUGAAUUGUUUAAGUCGAAUACUACAUAUGCAGAUUCUUGUGCAGUGGUUGAGGGUGAUUUUGCCAUUCUUGUGGGUGCAAAAUUGAUUGAGUACCCACUUGAUCGGAUGUGGAGUUAUUCGGACGAAGAUCUGUGUGAAAAUGAAUUGUCAUCAUCCAACAAUGGCAACCCUUGGUGUCCGCUUCAUGGCCAACAAAAAAUACCACAACCCUCAAAAUUAGUAGAAUUCUACUCAAUCUUUAUUGGUCGUAAAGAAUUGGCAGCAUUGAAUAUUUAUGGCACUGUUGAAUUCUCUUCCAAUAAUCAUACUGAGUAUCUCUUCAAGAAGACUAGUAAUGAUGCUGUGGAAGUAAAAGGUUCACAGAAAGUUUUGCCAUUCAUAGAUGUGUAUAGGAAGGUUGUCCAAUACAAAAUGCUCGAACUUAAGGUCAAUCUAAAAGAUGUUGGUGGGAAAUUUCAGAACAAAGCUUUUGCUAUCCAUGACCUUGGAGUUGUAUACCAUGGUUUACCUCAUAACACUCAAAUAUGUUCUGUUUUUCCGGGAAAAGAUGGGUUUUGUGCAUUGCAUUACUCCAUAUUCUCAGACGCGUGUAAUGCGAACAUCGAGAUCCUUUUUAGGAUUAAGGGUACUCAGUUAGGGGCUGGCAUGAUCUAUGGAAGUGCAGUCGCUCAAUAUAUCAACUUUGACUACUCAACUGAGUUCAAGAGAGAUUAUUUUCGGAGCGUACUUUUCGAAAGGACUGAGAAGAAUCCAUUACAAUUAGAGAGUGAUGGGAAAGUACCACUCUCUCGAAGUCUUGUUGCAGUGCCAAUGGAUUCGUCCCUCAUUAUUGACAUAGAUUUUUGUUGCAUGUCUCUGAAUGAUCAUCUAUCAUGCAAGGAAAUGUUCAGGAUUGGACGCUGCUGCUCUAAAACAGAGAAAAAUGAUCUUGAACUUGUCAUCAACUGCACCUGGAGUGAUGGUAAGUAGUUAUAUUUUUUGUUAUGCUUCGCAUUUUAGCCUCUAUUAUUUCUGUUUUUGGUUAACUAGAAUAUGUCCCAAAACUAUGCAGUGUGUCCGGUCUCUCAAGUGUUAGAGUCCCACAUUUGGUUAUUUUAUAAAGAUAGGUUUAAAAG
Molecule: messenger RNA, 2264 nt
Organism: Cuscuta campestris
Lineage: Eukaryota; Viridiplantae; Streptophyta; Magnoliopsida; Solanales; Convolvulaceae
Source: the annotation of a GenBank genome assembly